AUGUCGUCCGCACCUGCACCAUCCAACAAGACUUCUUCUGCGGUGCCUUCGGAAGAUGUACUCUCUGCCAAGGCAAGUGCUCGAAGAGGUAUUAGCCGAACCUCUGGUCGUAUCCUGAUGCCAUUGCUGGCCCUCGUUACUCUUCCACUGACGGAUGUUCUUCUCUUCAUCUCCCGACGGACCGUAACCCCUACACCGUCUUGGCCACAAACGCUUUAUCACUCUUCUCAAAUCGCUCACGCAUCCUUUCACGAUUCCGAUCUCACGAAUGCAACCGUCCGAUCCCGUCCGACGUCACUCUCGCAUCGUUGCGUCGCCUCCCGCCAAUCGCUGGACUCUGAUCGGUGCAUUCGAACACGCUCGCAAAACAGUCGGAUAUCUGUGUAUCGAAUGCCAUCGUCAAGGCUGGUAUCGGAUUCGGCGCAGGUGUUGUCUGUUCGGCGAUUCUGUUCCGUCGUAAGCAGUGAACAGACUGGGAGCCAAGCCGAGCUCUGUUUGAGCGCUAUCAUAGCACUUGGCGUCAUGUUAUGUAGACGCUGGCUGACCUAGCCCCAUGACUCGUGCACGCAGGGCGACCGUGGCCCGUGCUCGUAGGGCUCGGCUUUGGUCUGGGACAAGGCUACAGCGACUGCGAGAGGGUCUUCAACCCGGCCGCCGUGCCCGGUUUCGUCAUCGCCACAGAUGGCAAGCCUGAGGUCCGUGUCAUGGCUCCGUCACACAGGUCUCAUUGAAGCUAGCACUAGACGCUCACAGCGGUAUCCUUGUUUCGCUCCUCACCUCUACCACAUCUCGCGCCUCCUCUGGCGCUGUGAACAUUCACAAUGAUGCUACGACUUUGAAGGCUUCGCCGUACGCGAACUUCAACCCCUUCGGAUCUAAGGCUUCCGAAGUCAAGGACAAGGCCGAGGACAAAGUUUCACAAGUCGUGGACAAGGUCAAGGACGCGACAAAACAAGUCGUCGGCAAGGCAGAGGCAGUGAAAGACAAGGCCGAGAACAAGCUCGGGGACAAGAAGUGGGUGUAG
Molecule: messenger RNA, 1024 nt
Organism: Microbotryum saponariae
Lineage: Eukaryota; Fungi; Basidiomycota; Microbotryomycetes; Microbotryales; Microbotryaceae
Source: the annotation of a GenBank genome assembly